Aspergillus alliaceus is the source of this 1366-nucleotide messenger RNA. RefSeq names its product proline iminopeptidase. Gene Ontology annotation, biological process: proteolysis. The transcript is spliced from 9 exons. The record is from RefSeq and is a predicted model, not a curated record. NCBI's taxonomy places the organism in Eukaryota, Fungi, Ascomycota, Eurotiomycetes, Eurotiales, Aspergillaceae. Gene Ontology annotation, molecular function: peptidase activity. The coding region runs from base 1 to 1344 and encodes 447 amino acids.
AUGGCCGCUAAACUAGUUGAUAAGUCACUCCACAAUGUUCCAGGAAAGCUCCGUGUAGCAGAGCUGCUUUUUGACGUUCCGGUCAAUUACAACCGACCAAAUGAAGGUACUUUGAGGCUUUUCGCCCGGAGUGUUCGUCGCCUGGCACCUCCAUUUGAAGCCUCUAAGGACGACAAGCAACUGCCCUGGCUCGUAUACCUACAGGGUGGCCCGGGGUUUGGAUGCCGGCCACCUCAGGAGAAUGGCUGGGUUGGUACCGCCCUUGAUAAGGGAUACCAGGUUCUAUUCUUAGAUCAACGUGGCACUGGCCUCAGCUCCACCAUCACUGCAAGCACCCUUGCCUUGAAGGGCAAUGCGGUCAAACAGGCAGAGUAUCUGAAGAACUUUCGGGCGGAUAACAUUGUCAGGGAUUGUGAAGCCAUUCGUCGAUGCCUUACAGUGGAUUACCCAGAGGACAAACGCAAAUGGAGCAUCAUCGGUCAAAGCUUCGGUGGUUUCUGCGCUGUGACAUAUCUCUCCAUGUUCCCUGAAGGGCUAGCAGAGGCUUUCAUUUGUGGUGGAUUGCCUCCUCUUGUCAAUGAGCCCGACCCAGUCUAUGCACGGACAUACGAAAAGCUGGAGGAGCGUAACAAAGCCUACUACUCCAAGUUCCCUCAAGACGUCGAACGGGUUAAAAAAAUAAUGCAAUAUCUGAAAGCGAAUGAUGUUUCUUGCCCAUCCGGCAAAUUGACCCCAGAACGGUUCCAGCAGUUGGGUCUUAUAUUUGGCAUGCACGGUGGCCUUGAUAGUAUCCACGAGCUUGUCCUGCGUGCCUGGAACGAUUUGGAGAUCUUUGGCUUCCUGACUCACCCCACCCGUGCUUUAAUCGAUGGUGCAGGCGGCUUUGACAGCAAUGUCAUCUAUGCCAUACUUCAUGAAUCUAUUUAUUGUCAAGGGCAAGCUUCAAACUGGUCAGCCGAUAGACUUCGCUCAGCUAACCCGAGCUACAAUAUUGACGCCGAUAGACCAGAAAUCUGGUUUACAGGCGAGAUGGUUUACAAAGACAUGUUCGACUCGUACGCGGAGCUAAACGAAAUCAAGGAAGCUGCGGACAUCCUUGCAACUACAGAAGACUGGCCUGCGCUUUAUGACGAGGUCCAACUGACGAAGAACGAAGUCCCUGUCUAUGCUGCUACAUACGUGGAUGACAUGUAUGUACACUUCAGCCACGCCUCAAAUACGGCUGCGAAGAUCAAGGGCAUCAAACAAUUCAUCACGAACACCAUGUACCAUAAUGCUCUCCGAGCCAGGUCGGAUGAGCUUAUGCAACAGCUUUUUGCCCUGAGGGAAGACACAAUUGACUAGUCACUAGUUCGUAUUCGUUAUC